Sphaeroforma arctica JP610 is the source of this 279-nucleotide messenger RNA. RefSeq lists its product as hypothetical. Bases 1 to 279 code for a protein of 92 amino acids. The transcript has a single exon. NCBI's taxonomy places the organism in Eukaryota, Ichthyosporea, Ichthyophonida. The record is from RefSeq and is a predicted model, not a curated record.
AUGAGAACGCUAUGUAAGGCCAAGAUCACUAGUACCUUUAAGAUAACGAAGGAUGCGUUGUGCCACGGUCCAAUGUGUGCGCGAAGGAUUGGCCAUGUAGCGCGCAAGAUUGUUGAGGGGAAAACUAAUGUCAGGGCGUGUGAGCACGGACAAGCAUUGGAGGGUACCAACGAGCUUACGAUAGGCACAGUCGAAGCGGGAGCCGUCGUUAGUACCGAUGAUGUCUUGAGUAGCAGGGGUAGGGGCGACAUGGGCGUCGAGAAGGGCAGAAGUUGUUAG